GCAGCUUGAACGUGGAUCAACGCCGACCAGAAAGUGCCAGGAGCGCCAUGGAAUCACACCGCCUGCUGACGAUCGUACUGCUGCAGCUGCUGGUGCUGGGUCAGUCCAGGGCCAACAGUGGCCUAAACUUGCAGAACAACUACAGGAACAUGCUGGUGCGCCUGAACACAAAUAAGGCAGCCCUUGGAGGGGUCCAAGAACUUCGAGAAGCUUGUGAGGUGAGCUUCGAUUACGGCGCCACAUGGGGCACCAUCUGCAGCACGUCGUGGAGCAUGCGUGAGGGCAAUGUAGUCUGUAGGCAGCUGGGUCUGGGCUACGCCUCCAAGGCCACGCUGAGCACGGAGCAUGGGGACAACAAGAAGCAUCCUUGGGCCAUGGUGGGAACUCUCUGCCGGGGCACAGAGUCUCGGUUAGCCGAAUGCACGCGAGAAUCUCUUUACCCAAGCCUUUGUAAUGCACGAAAUCACAAUGUUAGCGUGGUGGCCUGCGUGAGUCACUCAGCUGAUCUCGAGAUUGGACUGGCGGAUAUCGAGAAGACCGCCCGCCUGGACGCAGUACCCAUGUCACGUCUCACCUGCGCCAUGGAAGAGCACUGUGUGUCCGCCGAUGCUUAUGAGAUUCGCAGGACGCAGCCGAAUGCUGCCAGGCUUCUGUUGCGCUUCUCCGUGAAGGCCUCCAAUGUGGGCACUGCCGAUGUGAGUCCUUAUGCCAACUACAAGGACUGGGUGUGGCAUCAGUGUCACCGCCACUACCACAGCAUGAACGUGUUUGCCACUUUCGACGUGUAUGAUCUCAAAUACAGGAAGGUGGCCCAAGGACACAAGGCCUCCUUCUGCCUAAUGGACACCGAUUGUCAGCCAGGUGUCCGCGCCAAGUACACCUGCGGGAAUACCACCCAGGGCAUAUCUGUGGGCUGUGCUGAUACCUAUACGCAUGUCCUGGAUUGCCAAUGGGUGGAUGUGACCAGAGUGCCUAUAAAUCGUCGCUACAUCCUCCGGGUGGCCCUUAAUCCGGAGUACCGGCUUGGAGAGAUCUCCUUUGAGAAUAAUGGAGCCGAAUGCCUUCUCGAUUACACAGGAGUGAGCAGUACGACCAGGAUCUACAAUUGUCGGCGUUCGCCCUUGUGGUUUAGGAAAUGAGUUUUGAUACGUUAGUGAGUGAGUUUCAU
This is a messenger RNA of Drosophila serrata, 1168 nucleotides long. It is a transcript of the gene Loxl1, whose product is annotated as Lysyl oxidase-like 1. Gene Ontology annotation, molecular function: copper ion binding; protein-lysine 6-oxidase activity. The record is from RefSeq and is a predicted model, not a curated record. Gene Ontology annotation, biological process: peptidyl-lysine oxidation. NCBI's taxonomy places the organism in Eukaryota, Metazoa, Arthropoda, Insecta, Diptera, Drosophilidae. Gene Ontology annotation, cellular component: membrane.